GUUCAACUCUAAUCGCUCUCUCGUUACUCUGAUGUCAUACACCGAUCAGCAGGUGUGACUCAUCAAAUUAAUUUAAGGUUUCAUCUCUGAAGUAUUUAAUCCAUGUUAACUUCAAUAAGAACCCUUUGACAUAUACACUAAAUAUAGGUUACUUAAAAUUGCUAUUUUCUAAAAUAGUUUUCCAAACGCUAAUUUAAAAAAAAAAUCAAAUUUUUUUUGUGACACAAAUGGCACGGUAUCAGAUAUCAAAGGUGCUUUACCAUAUUGCAGCCUUACUUUGUGCUGCUGGGAGUAUUUCUGGUGAAUGUGAGAUAUCACAAUGUUCUGACCCGGCCACCUGCAUUUUGUCGCUGAGGCAAACUUGUAAAUGUGCAGUUGGCUACUUCGGAGAUCUCUGUGACCAGGUCGCAACAAUGAAUGUGACGUGUGGCAAAGACUUCAUUUCCAUCCUGGUGGAUGAAGAGUUCUUCAAAUACUACAAUGUGGGAGUUGAAGCGGUUCAUUUGCCUAACGCCAGCUGCCGUGCACAUAGAGAGGAGGUCUCUGGAUCAGCUUAUUUCACAGUGCACACACCAAUGGACCAGUACUCAGCCUGUGGAGGUAAACCUCUGGAGAAGAACAUAACACACAUUGUUUACUCUUUAACACUGAUGUCUGACCCACCUGUCUACGGAAACAUUGUGAGAGAUCCGAUUGUGCAGAUUGAGUACAAGUGCAUCUAUCCAUACAUCCGCAGAGUUAGCCUGGCGUUUCCAAUCAUCUCUUUCUCUAGUAAAAGAAUGUUCAAGGUGGAUGAAGUGGAUGCCAAGGUGGAGAUGAGUUUGUUCAAAGACCACACAUACAUUGAGGCUUUCACCAGCCCACCUACUAUUAAGCUCGGGGAUCAAAUCUACGUGCAGAUUCAAGUGACGGAGCCAGAAGACUUCUUCCAUCUGAAAGUCAACGAGUGUUGGGCUUCACAGACUCCUCAAGCUAAUGAUAAGUCAGGCUUUAGCCACACACUGCUGGCAAACGGGUGCGCAAAUGACAAAACGACCUCAUUUGGUAACGGUACGCUGCACCCUUCAGGAAGAAACGGCGAGGGUUCGACUGUCCGUUACUCCUUCGAUAUGUUUCGGUUUAUACACGAGCCCCACAGUUUCUAUCUGCACUGCACUGUGCAUCUCUGCACACCUGAGGAUAGAUGGUCUUGUAUUCCUGAAUGUAAAACUAUAUCUAAAAGAGAGGUUGUUGUAGAGGAGCAGGCUCAAGGCCUACUGUCUUAUGGACCAAUCAAACGAGAGCUACCAGUUAGACCCAAGAUAAAUCUCCUCACAUUGGUGCUUCCAUUGGGAGUGAUUUGGACUGUGGGCAUCUUCUUUCUCAUCCUUAUCAGCUUCGCUAAAGCUGGAAUAAGACGAAACCUGACAAACACCUAAAUAAAACUCAAGCUAAAAUAAAACUCAAAGCUACUUCAAGAACACAAGCUAACUAUUGGAAUGGUAGUCCUGCGUGGACUCUUCAUGAUGGGCCCUUACACAUUUUCCUAUAUGCUCUGUCAAGAAAAUUCUGUUUUUGACUUAAAAUAAGCUUGAAUGUGAGAGAUGUGCAGAGAGACGCAUUUUGAUCAACCAGUGCUACUAUUGUUUUUUUUUGUGUGUGUGUGUAUUGAACUUUUUUACAGUACUGAAUAUGGCCAACAGAUGGCAGUGAGAACUAAAAUUGGAACACAUUUGCUUAAUUUUUUCGUUCUGUAAAUAAACCAACCGAUUUCUUUACUGUU
Pimephales promelas (fathead minnow) is the source of this 1762-nucleotide messenger RNA. It is a transcript of the gene zpd, whose product is annotated as zona pellucida glycoprotein d. The record is from RefSeq and is a predicted model, not a curated record. NCBI's taxonomy places the organism in Eukaryota, Metazoa, Chordata, Actinopteri, Cypriniformes, Leuciscidae.